AUAUGACUGAUCCUUUUAAUUCAAGUGUAAGGCAGAGGCGGAAGACUGGGAAAAACGCCUGAUUUAACUCAUUAACGACCAAGGUCACCUUAGCCUGGAAGACAUGUACAUCUUUACAGAACGAUCAUUUGAUGACGAAGCUAUGGGGGCAUUAGCUAGCGACUUAAAUCACUUGUCGAUUGGCUUUUGUCUGGUUUUUAUUUACCUCGCCUUCACUGUCAGUAAAUUUAGCUGUAUAGAGCAAAAGGGUUUCUUGGCCAUCGCAGGCCUCCUCAGCAUCGGCAUGGCCAUCGUGUUCACGUAUGGAAUCGGCUUCGCCACGGGCAUCAUGUUCGGACCCAUACACCAGAUCACACCAUUCAUGCUCCUAGGUAUCGGCGUGGAUGACAUGUUCGUGAUGAUGGAGGCUGUACGGCAGCUGUCACCUGAGGAGCGGGCCCUGUGUGUCGAGGAGCGGAUUGGACUCGCCCUGAAACAUGCGAGAGUUUCUAUCACCGUCACCUCCAUCACCGACAUUGUAGCCUUCGCCAUUGGCGGCUCUACCGUGAUUCCUUCUCUCAGCACGUUCUGUGUGUACGCAGCCAUUGAUGUUCUUGCUCUUUACAUCCUACAAGCCACGUUUUUUGUGGCCUGCGUCACGCUGGAUGAACAACGUAACGACGCCAGGAGAAACGCGUGUUGUAUAUGCGUCAAACACGACGUCAAGUACAAACCAGGGAAAUAUAUCGAUUUCAGUAUUCAACAUGAGUUUAUGAGACGUUAUUGGGGACCAUUCGUAACAAAGAUACCGGUGAAGGCUGGAAUCAUUAUUAUUGCUGUCGGCCUGUCCUCUCUAAUCAUCUGGAGUUUUCUGCAAAUCAAGAAAGACUUUGAUCCGAGCAUGUAUCUCCCUUCCGACUCGUACUCCCAGAAGUUCGUAAAUGCGGAUAGGAAGUACUUCCCGGACGACGGCGCCUUCGUCAAGCUCUACUGCGAUACACUUGACUAUAACGACAACAUUGACAAAUUGAAAGAAAUGCACGAUACACUGAAGCAAACGAAAGCUGUGCAGGCUUCUACAAUCGAUUUUUGGUUGGCGAGCUUUCUAGAAUGGCAAUCGUCCCAAAAUGGAACCCCAGACCUCUUCUCCCAGCUUCUAUAUUUUCUGACGACAGAUAACGGAAGAGUGUACUGGCCGUUCCUUCGAUUUGACAAAUUACAAAACCAACGAAAAUUCUGGUAUUCUGCAAACCCAACGAAAAUUCUGGCGUCAUCUUUGACGUUCCGUCACGUUAAAUGUACGUCGUCUAUAUGCAACAUACAGGCGAUGGAUGAAAUAAGAGAAAUGACAGACCAGCUGAGUUUUAACGGUGGCGGGCACUGUUUUGUGUACUCCACUCCACAAUACAUGGUCAACGAAACCAAUAAGAUGCUGAAACUUGAGCUGUACCGGAACCUAUUGCUGGCGGCAGUGUGCGUAUUCGUGGUCACCCUCAUCCUCAUUGCCAACCUCUGGACCAGCGUCCUCGUCUUCGUCUGUGUCGUCUACACCGUGAUUGAUGUUGCUGGUAUGAUGCAGUUCUGGGACAUCUCCAUCGACACCGCCUCCAGCGUGUUCCUCAUCCUGUGCGUCGGUCUUGCAGUGGACUACUCCGCUCACGUGGGUCACACAUUCAUGACACACACCGGUUCGAAAAAUGAGAGGACCAUGAAAACUCUGGUUCACAUCGGUUUUGCUGUGUUCAGUGGAGGGUUCAGCACAUUCCUGGCUUUCGUGCUGCUCGUCAACAGUAUUAGCUUUGGUAUGAUGCUUUUCUUUAAGAUAUUCACAGCCGUAGUUAUAUUUGGGCUGUUCCACGGCCUGGUGUUUCUACCUGUGAUCCUCAGCAUUGUUGGGCCGAAGCCCUACGACAGACGCUUCCUGUCGCCCCUUGAUACCGUCCCUAGCAACACUAAUGUCGACAUGGACUAUGAACUGCAUUUUGUAAACACAAGUGAUGAUUAUCAUUUAAAUAAUAUCGAAAGAAAACCUUUGAGACAUUACCAUGUAUCAGUGCAGGAUGUAUUCUGUAAGGAGUUUCCACCAAAGGCGAAUGGACAUGCAAUAAUAUAUGGGAUAUACCAGUGGACGUUAAUGCCGCGCAUGCAAACGAACUUAUGCAAAAUCCAAGGUAUUCGGGUUCCGACUACGAGCAGCUCUCUAACGGGUCUCUUGUCGAGAUACCGUAUCUGGGCCCGGACUCUCCAGACAGACUCGCCGCGGACCCACGGGGAACCUGACGGCUAGAUAUCACACGUUGAAUGAUCUCUGCCUUGUUCAAUACUUAUGAGUGCCAAACGUUAUCUGCUUCAAGACUACUGAUUAAAAAUAAAGGUAUAACGAUAGGAAAAAUCAAAAUUAUGCGUGAGAUAAACGGUAUAUGUGAAAUUGUAUUUAUACAAUGUUAGCUUGUGCAAGUGUAUUUGGAGUCUUUUAAAUCGAUCAAUGUAUUCCACAUAUGUUGCGAUUUUGUUUAUAAUCGUGUGCAUAUAAAGUUUACUUUGUUCAUUUAACUCGACAAAUUGAUAUAAAUCAUUAACAUUUCCACUUAGCAUGGAAAAUAUAAAUGUUGGUAUUCGCAAAAUAUUUGAACUUAAUAGCGCGAUAUCAAUUAGAGUUUUGUUCUAAAGAUGUUUACAAAUGUGUUGUUUAUAUGUUACUUGAAAAGGGUUUAUAUAAUAGUUUCCUGGCUGUUUUACCUCAAAUUUGCUUUUCAUGCCAUGAUUUGAACAGUUGCAAUGUUCAAAUAACUGUAUUUAAGACGUACAUUAUUUGGGUAUCUUCAAGCACCGACUAUAAUCAAUGCACACACUCAUACAUAAUCACAGUUGACAGUGAAAUAACACUUACAAUUGAAUGUAUUGUGUUACAUUUUUGAAGGAAAGGCUAAAUCAAAUGGCAAAAAUUCUUUUAUAAGCAUGUUAUGCUAUUCUUGAGAUUGUUAUCAUUAUAAGUAUAUGCAAUAAUUGUGUCGAUUAAGGGAAUACAUAUGUUGAUGAGUGCACCCGUUAUCCUUUGCCUUGUUCCCGUUGUCCAGGCACUAACAAUGCACAAUUUUUCGAAUGUUCCGUCGUGUUUUAAAAGCUUUGUAGAUUAGAUUACAGAUGAAAAGCUUUACACAUGUUUAUUAUGUUUCUGAUUAAUGAUUGACCAAAAACGAAACUAUAUGUUUGACUUGUUUCAUUUUCGGGAAUGUUAUUCUGCAUUCCUAUGUAUAAAGAAUACAUUUUCUUUUGGGUAUAUGGCAAUAGCUUUGAAAAUUAUCACUUCGCCGAUAUGUUAGCAAGUCAUGUUUAAACGUGUCAUGUUUUUCAAUGACAUAUCUAAUACCACGCAUUUGUCAUACCCCACCCGAAAAAUAAUUCACGCAGAAUACAUGUAUGCGUAAUUGAAGCAGAAUACAUGUAUGCGUUUUCUUUUAAAAACACAACAACGUCACGCCAAUUUUCUGAUCAUUUCUGUUAGUUUUGGGCACACAAUUUAUAUAAACAGGUAUUGCACAAGUAAAAUGUUGAUAAAUUA
Molecule: messenger RNA, 3541 nt
Organism: Dreissena polymorpha
Lineage: Eukaryota; Metazoa; Mollusca; Bivalvia; Myida; Dreissenidae
Product: NPC intracellular cholesterol transporter 1 homolog 1b-like
Exons: 14
Coding region: 104-2266 (720 amino acids)
Cellular component (GO): membrane
Source: RefSeq, a predicted model, not a curated record